Molecule: messenger RNA, 2349 nt
Organism: Austrofundulus limnaeus
Lineage: Eukaryota; Metazoa; Chordata; Actinopteri; Cyprinodontiformes; Rivulidae
Gene: fbxw2
Product: F-box and WD repeat domain containing 2
Exons: 8
Coding region: 370-1734 (454 amino acids)
Molecular function (GO): protein binding
Source: RefSeq, a predicted model, not a curated record
GAGGAGGAAGAAGAAGAAGCGGAACAUAUCGGACGAAGAAGAAGAAGCAGCAGCUCCCAAACUGGGACAUACGCUUCCAUUAGUGUCUAAUUUGUCAUGCUGUCACAUACCCAUAAUAUUUUUCUCCUUUGUCUGCAGUAUUCUUAACUUACGGAAUGUAUAGAAGAAUAUUUAAUAGAAACAAAAUAGCUCAUUUAAGAUAGUCGAGUACGCACUGAUGGUGUUUAGCUAACACAAGCUAACGAAGCUAUGCUACAUGGACAUUCAGGUUAGCUCACGACAGCUAUCUCCGGUGUGUGUCCUGACUAAACCAGGAAAGGGGUGAAGAGAAGCUCCCUGCAAGUUACAGGUAUUGCAGGUCAUGUGCCCAUGGACAAUACGGCCUUUGAGGGGUGGCUGGAGUCGGUCUCUGCCACUUUCCUUUCUCUUAAUGACCAGCAGCGCAACGUGUCCCUGGACCACCUUAUAUCUUUAAGUGGUGCUGCCCAGCUCCGUCACCUGUCCAAUGGACUAGAGACGCUGUUAAAACGUGACUUCCUGCGACUGCUCCCUCUGGAGUUGACCUUCUACCUGCUACAGUGGUUGGAUCCUCAGACCCUGCUCACCUGCUGCCUGGUCUGUAAACAAUGGAAUAAGGUGAUAAACUCAUGUACGGAGGUGUGGCAGAGUGUGUGUCAACAGCUGGGCUGGAGGAUUGAUGAAUCCAUUCAGGAUGCAUCCCACUGGAAGGGGGUUUAUUUAAAGGCUAAACUGCGCAUGAUGCAGCUGAAGGAUCAGGAGGCCUUUGUGACAUCCUCGCUUAUUGGCCACAGCGCUCGAGUAUACGCUCUCUAUUAUAAGGAUGGCCUCCUCUGCACAGGCUCUGAUGACCUUUCUGCCAAACUAUGGGAUGUGCGCACUGGACAGUGCAUUUAUGGAAUUCAGACGCACACCUGUGCCACUGUAAAAUUUGAUGAACAGAAGCUUGUGACUGGAUCUUUUGACAACACUAUUGCAUGCUGGGAGUGGAGCACUGGGGCUAAAAUCCAGCAGUUCCGUGGCCACACAGGAGCAGUUUUCAGUGUGGACUACAACGAUGAGCUGGAUGUUCUCGUCAGUGGCUCUGCAGACUUCUUAGUAAAGGUCUGGUCUUUGUCUGCUGGUGCUUGUCUCAACACUCUAACAGGACACACUGAGUGGGUCACCAAGGUGAUACUACAGAAAAGUGAAGUAGAAUCAAUGGUCCACAGUCCCGGUGAUUAUAUUCUCCUAAGUGCUGACAAGUAUGAAAUUAAGGUUUGGCCUUUAGGCAGAGAAAUCAACUGCAAGUGUUUGAAAACACUGUCAGUGUCCGAGGACCGCAGCAUCACCCUUCAGCCUCGCCUGCAGUUUGAUGGACGCUACAUCGUCUGCAGUUCAGACCUCGGUGUUUAUCAGUGGGACUUUGCCAGUUUUGAAAUUCUCAGAGUAAUAAAAAUGCAAGACCCAGCCAACCUGUCCCUGCUAAGCUUCGGUGAGGUGUUUGCUCUCCUUUUUGAUAACCAUUUUCUGUAUGUGAUGGACCUAAGGACAGAGGCCAUUUCAGGCCGUUGGCCUCUACCAGCCUACAGGAAAUCUAAACGAGGAUCCAGCUUCCUGGCAGGCGUGACCUCCUGGCUUAAUGGCCUGGAUGGGUGCAAUGACUCUGGACUGGUGUUUGCCACCAGCAUGCCUGACCAUAGUAUUCACUUAGUUCUUUGGAAGGAGAAUGGGUAGUGGAAAACCAGGUCUUCAAAUCCUAGAGAGCUGGCAUAUAUGAAGAUUUUCUCUAGGGUAACUGCCAAGAAAGAUCAUUCAUGGGCAAAAGUAUUUUUGUUUAACCUCGUUAUUCCCUCAACAUUCAAGUCCUCCUCUGAACUUCAUCAUGAACAGAUGGAAAUUAAAAUCCAAUUAAGAACUUUUAUGAACUGAUUCCUGAUGUGCUAACUCAAAGCUGGAUAAGUGCUUGACCAGAAAUACUUCCAAGAAGCCAAAUGAUCAGUGACCAAGGAUGAUGGUGGAGAUUGUCUGAGUUACCAAAAUAACAGCCAUCUUUUGUAAUGGAUGUUUAUGUGUAAAAAAAACAAAGAACAAAAACAAAUACAAAUAUGCAUGUUGCAGUUUUGCUCUUUGAUAGUUCAGGACUGUACAAGCAAGAGUCUUUGUAGCUAACUUAAUCUGUAGUGUAGUACUUAGGUGCCAUCUCUGUUUAACAUUUUCCUACAAAAACAUGAUGCCACGCCAGAGACUGAGCUGACUCUAGAAAAUAUCUGAGUAAAAGCAGGGUUGCCUUAAACUGUUUCUGUAAAGACAGAAGGAUAUCUUUUGUUUCUGAAAAUGUGCUGCAAGAUU